UCACAUCCUCCUUCUGCCCCUGUCCCUGUGUUAUAGGUGGAGGAGAUGGUGCAGAAUCACAUGACCUACUCCCUGCAGGAUGUUGGUGGAGACGCCAACUGGCAGCUGGUUGUAGAAGAGGGAGAAAUGAAGGUGUACAGGAGAGAGGUGGAAGAGAACGGGAUAGUUCUGGACCCGCUGAAGGCCACACACUCAGUGAAGGGUGUGACUGGACACGAGGUCUGCCACUACUUCUGGGACACGGCCUACCGCAACGACUGGGAGACCACCAUUGAAAACUUCAACGUUGUGGAGAAUCUGUCAGAAAACGCAGCAAUUGUUUAUCAAACGCACAAGCGUGUGUGGCCGGCCUCUCAGAGGGACGUGCUGUACCUGUCCGCCAUGAGGAAGAUCAUGGCCAACAACGAGAACGACCCCGACACCUGGCUGGUCUGCAACUUCUCUGUGGAUCACGACGAUGCUCAGCCCUCCAACAAAUGUGUCCGUGCAAAGAUCAACAUCGGCAUGAUCUGUCAGACCCUGGUCAGCCCACCAGAGGGAGAUAAAGAGAUCAGCAGAGACAACAUCAUGUGCAAAAUCACUUACGUCGCCAAUGUGAACCCCGGAGGCUGGGCCCCUGCCUCUGUGCUCCGGGCCGUGGCUAAGAGGGAGUACCCCAAAUUCCUCAAGCGCUUCACCUCCUACGUCCAGGAGAAGACUGCUGGCAAACCCAUCUUAUUCUGAGGCGCACAGUGUUGAGACGAAGGACAGAAACGCGUAUGAGGCUUUGAGGAUCCAGGUUCUUCAGUCUGACUGCUGCUCUGCUGCUACCCAACACAUUUUGUAAAGUGGUUUUCUCCCUCAGUUUUUAGCUACGAGUUAGUUCCUAUAGGGGGAGGAAGGGUCAAAAUGCUGCCCUCUGGUGGCUGCAUUCAAACGUCUGCGAGACAUUCAUAUAAAACAAUAUUCGUGAGGCAACUGAAACCUCGCUGUGAUAUCAUAAUUCGUCAUUUCAUUAAGUAGUCCUGUGAUGAAUGCACCCAGCAGGGGGCCCCGCCUCCCCAUUCAAGUUUUUUAUGCAGCGGCUGAUGCCAUCGUUCAUGCUCCUGUAGAAAAAGGAUUUGUCGUGUUUCUUACAGAUAUAUUAAUAUAUAAAUGUAUGUAUGUUCUAUAAGAAGUUUAUAAAGAGGAAACAGACAGAUCUUUGCUAAUAGAAGGAAAUAUUUUAUUGCAAUUUAUAGCUCCUAUUUUUUGUUGAUUUAUUUCAUAAUAAGUCAUUCCUCAGCUUUCUUUUGAAGCUGCUAACUAUUGCUAGUGAAACAUCACUGAUUGAUUAAGUCCAGAGGGCUGUCAUCUUCCCAUGAGCCCUAUGAUAUAAGACUUGACCUCUUCGACCCCGUCCCUCUCAUGAAAACACCCCCUGGUGGUGCUGACGGAGGGACGAGGCGUCAGGAGUUUGUCAUUUAUUUAAUGUAAAAAAAGUUUAAUGUACAUUGUUUGCUCGGCUUUAUAUUUGUUAUUGUACAAUGAUGUAGUGUCAUAUAGCACCUAUUUUGAAUGUUUAUUAAGUUGUAAAUACACAACAUUUCUCUGAAGGUCACAUCGUUGUUGAGCCCAGAUGCCUUGGUGUAAAAGGAGAAUCUAGCUUCAGAUGGGACAAAGGAAAAUCAGUAGUGAAGUGCCUCGUGGCCGAGUUCCCCUUAUAAUCAUCUCCUCAAGGAGUCCAUUUAAAUGUACUGAAUGAAACAGAGCACACUUAAUUUGGGUUUCCCACCGAGGGCUAGCUGGAUAUUUGUACAAGUUGUAGUAUUACUUUAGAUACAUUUCAGAUUAAGUUCCGUAUCAGCAUCGUCUCCUCCACAUUUCGGGUGUGUCACAACAUUUGCUACUGAAGACAUCAACUUAGGUUUUUGUAUAAUGUGUAAAAAUGUAGACAGAGGUGCAAAGUCCAGAGUUCAGUAAGGAUCUACGCUUGAGACCUUCCUGGUUAAAUAAAAAAUAUAUAUACUUGAUGGAAAUAUCAUCCCACUUUUAAGAGGAAGCUGGUUUUGGCUUCCUGAGUUAUUUGCCAUGUAAAACAUCGGUAGCUCUACCUGAAUAUAUUUUAGUACUAUUUUCCACCAGUGGACAGCACAAUGUUUGUUUUUGGGUUAAUUCGAUGAUAUUUGUUGCUAUUUUUUCCGUCUCUUCUUGAGCAUUUGAUUUUGGAGCUUCUAGCAGUGAUGUGGGUGAGAGCGAGCCGUAUGAUACUCAGCCUUUGGGCCAAGUGGAAUGAAGGAAGGCUAAAGCACUUCACCUUAACACUUCUAAAUAAAAAAUGAAUGUUAUUAGGAAUAUGUUUUUGUAAAUAAUUUGUUCAUACUAAUGCUGUGGGAUCAACUUACAAAUGUACUGUGACAGCGUUGCACUUCUGCCCUGUUGAAAAAGUGAAAUAAAUAAGUUCAUCCUUCA
Messenger RNA from Notothenia coriiceps (black rockcod), 2430 nucleotides. Its product is annotated as collagen type IV alpha-3-binding protein-like. The transcript has 7 exons. The record is from RefSeq and is a predicted model, not a curated record. Gene Ontology annotation, molecular function: lipid binding. Gene Ontology annotation, biological process: ER to Golgi ceramide transport. NCBI's taxonomy places the organism in Eukaryota, Metazoa, Chordata, Actinopteri, Perciformes, Nototheniidae. The coding region runs from base 46 to 723 and encodes 225 amino acids.